Messenger RNA from Dichotomopilus funicola, 972 nucleotides. Its product is annotated as Pyruvate/Phosphoenolpyruvate kinase-like domain-containing protein. NCBI's taxonomy places the organism in Eukaryota, Fungi, Ascomycota, Sordariomycetes, Sordariales, Chaetomiaceae. The transcript is spliced from 4 exons. The coding region runs from base 1 to 972 and encodes 323 amino acids. Gene Ontology annotation, molecular function: aldehyde-lyase activity. Gene Ontology annotation, cellular component: cytoplasm. The record is from RefSeq and is a predicted model, not a curated record.
AUGUCUGACCUUCCGUUCCCCCAGCAGCCGCAAUUCCACACCACGGCCGACUACCGUGCGGCCGUCCUCACGUACCCUGGCAACUUCCGCCGGGCUCUGCAGGAGGCCCAGAAGGACCCUAAGAAGACCCUUCUCGGCGUGGCCCAGGGCAUUCCCAGUGUUUUCGUCACCAAGGUCAUGGCCUCGGCCAAGCCCGACUUUAUCUGGAUGGAUGUAGAGCACGGCAUCUUUGACCGCUCGACUCUCUACGAUGCCAUCCAUGCCGCGCAGCACCACUCUGAGGGCAAGACCAUGGUCGUUGUCCGUGUUCCCAAGCACGACGAGGUCAGCCUGUCGACCGCGCUUGAUGCUGGUGCCUCGGGUAUCGUCAUCCCCCACACCGACUCCGCGCAGGACGUUCUCGACAAAGUCAAGGAUGUGUUUUACCCUCCCAAGGGCCAGCGCUCUUUCAGCCCCUGGACCUUUACCCCUGGCAUCUCCAACCAGUCCUUGUAUGCCAACGACGAGUGGAACAUGAAGAGCUCCAACAACCACGUUUGCCUGAUCGCCCAGAUUGAGAGCGUUGAGGGUCUCAAGAACCUUGAGGAGAUUGCCGCCCUUCCUGAGGUUGACGGCCUCAUGUUCGGCCCCGGCGACUACAGCGCCGACGCCGGGAUCAACUUCAGCCUUGCCGCGCCACCACCGCAGGAGUUCAUUGACGCCAUGACUCGCUUUGUGACGAUCGCGCACAAGUACAACAAGCCGCUGUUCGGUGGUGCGCAAGGCCCUGCCAUGAUCCCCAUCCUGCUCCAGCAGGGCUACAAGGCCCUCGCUGUCACCUUCGACGUCUGGGGUGUGGCCAACAUGGUCAAGGACGGCAUGGGCGAGGCCCGCAAGGUCAUCCACAAGAUUGCGGAUGACGCUGCGGCGGCUGCUGCCGCUCCGGCGGAGGGCGAGAAGAAGGAGGUGGUUGACCUGAACGAGAAGGCGUAA